This is a messenger RNA of Dermatophagoides farinae (American house dust mite), 273 nucleotides long. RefSeq names its product LYR motif-containing protein 2. The record is from RefSeq and is a predicted model, not a curated record. Gene Ontology annotation, cellular component: mitochondrion. Lineage: Eukaryota; Metazoa; Arthropoda; Arachnida; Sarcoptiformes; Pyroglyphidae.
AUGAAUCGUCGUUUCCAAGAUAAUACAUUAUCAUUAUUUCAUUUUAUAAGAAGACAACGAACAUUAUCAUUAUAUAGGCAAUUUUUUCGUCUCAUUCGAAAAAUUGACAAUGAUCAACAACGCCAAGAGAUUCGUGUUUGGAUACGUGAAGAAUUUCGUAAAAUGAAACAUAUCACAGAUAAAGAAUUGAUCGAUAUGAAUCUGACCAGAGGUAACGAUGCAUUAAGAGAUUUGGAAAAAUUUCUAAGGCACGCACAUGUAUUGAAAGAUUAA